CUCUACAGAGUACAGACAGACGUUGUCACACGCUCUGGUACUUAGAGUUAGUUUGUAAUUUGUAUUAAGUAAUUAAAUAUUUUUCAAAAUUCAUUAAUCAGUUUAUUUUAAUUUUAUUAAUCAAUUUACUUUAAGUUAAAAAAUUGGCAACGGACGUGUUCAAAAUAACAUAGUUAUGAUUAUUAUUGGUGAAAAUUAAGUAAUUUAUAUCAGGGUUAAACAGUUGAUUAUUGAUACAAUUGGUUCGUUCUUUGUUCUGAUGAUGAGUUUUCAGCAUCUUGUCGCGUUUUGGAUGCUUUUUAGCUGCAGCUAUGCAUAUAAACCAGUGGUUUUAAUUCAUGGAAUUAUGACGGGAAGUGGAAGUAUGGAAAUAAUCUCUAGGAGAAUUCAAGAGAAACAUCCUGGCACUAAAGUCUAUAAUGUUAAUAGAUUUGAGAGUUGGUCGAGUUUGGAAACCAUGUGGCAUCAAGUGUUGGAAAUUGGUCAAGAUGUAGCUAAUAUAUCUAGUCAUUAUCCUGAAGGAAUUAAUCUAAUUGGGUACUCCCAAGGAGGUCUUGUUGCUCGGGGUAUUGUGCAAACAUUCCCAAAUGUCUCGGUGAGCACUUUUAUAUCUCUCAGCUCUCCCCAAGCCGGUCAGUAUGGAGCUGGCUUCCUUCACGUCGUAUUUCCUGGUUUAGUUAAGGAGUCGGCUUAUGAAUUAUUCUACUCAAGAGUUGGUCAACACACAUCUGUCGGGAACUACUGGAAGGACCCCUAUCAUCAGACGUUGUAUGACGAAUAUAGUGUUUAUCUGCCUUAUAUUAAUAAUCAUAUCCUGUCUGCAAAAUCAAAUGAUUUUAAGAACAAUAUAUUGAGUUUGAAGCGGCUUGUUUUAAUUGGUGGACCAGAUGAUCAAGUUAUUACUCCUUGGCAGAGCAGUCAAUUUGGUUACUAUGGAAUGAACGAGACAGUGAUAGAAAUGCGUGAGCAGGACAUCUAUAUGUCAGACCGCAUUGGCUUGCGAGCGCUCGACGAGAGCGGACGUCUUCAUAUCGUCACGGUGCCUGGUAUUAACCAUUUCAAUUGGCAUAUGAAUGUAAGCAUUGUAGACGAUUAUUUAUUACCGUAUUUAGAUUAAUUAGACGAAAGCCAAAAUUAUUAUAAGAAUCCACAAAUAAAUGCAUAGAUUUUUGAUACUUUGCAUUUUAUCGAAUAAUCAGUGAUUUUGAAGUUAGACAUUUAUACGAAUUUUGAAAAAUUAAUGUAUUAUUUUUUGCUCAUAAACUAGGAAUUAAUUAUCAAACCAAUUUAGGUUUGUCUUUUAACAGUGACUAGAAUUAUUAGACUAACUAGUAACAUAGUGCAUAUACGAUGUAGAGAUAUUUGGGUAAUGUAGUUUAGGUAAUUAAAUGUGACGGGCGGAAUACCCGAAUUAGGAUUACAAUUCGAAAUGUAUUUUUAUAUAAUAGUUACGAAUGUACAAUAAGUUACAGUCAAAGCUAUGACUAAAGGGAUUAAAAUGAAAAAAUCCUAAAAAAUUG
Pieris napi is the source of this 1520-nucleotide messenger RNA. RefSeq names its product lysosomal thioesterase PPT2 homolog (gene Ppt2). Gene Ontology annotation, molecular function: thiolester hydrolase activity. The record is from RefSeq and is a predicted model, not a curated record. Gene Ontology annotation, cellular component: lysosome. Bases 260 to 1117 code for a protein of 285 amino acids. The transcript has 6 exons. NCBI's taxonomy places the organism in Eukaryota, Metazoa, Arthropoda, Insecta, Lepidoptera, Pieridae.